AUGGCGGCCCUCAACCACACUUCCUCAACUUUCACCCUUAAUUCCGGCGCGAAGAUGCCAGCCAUAGGGCUCGGAACAUGGAAAUCACCACCGGACCAGGUGCGGACAGCCGUCAGUCACGCUCUUCAAAAAGGCUACCGACACAUAGACACUGCACUCAAUUAUCAGAAUGAAGUUGAGGUUGGACAAGGAAUUCGAGCUUCAGGGGUCCCCAGAAAUGAGAUUUGGGUGACAACUAAGCUAGAUAACCCGUGGCAUCACAGGGUCCGUGAGGGUUUCGACAAAUCCUUGAAGGACCUAGGGAUCGAGUAUAUCGAUCUAUACCUGGUCCACUUUCCAUGCUCAACAGACCCAGAAGAUCCAACGAAGCAUCUCUCAGAUUGGGAUUUCAUCAAGACAUGGCAAGAAAUGCAGAAGCUUCUCAACACAGGAAAAGUCAGGAAUAUCGGUGUAUCCAAUUUCCAGAUCCGUCACCUGGAGAAGCUCCUGUCCGACCCUUCCUGUAAGGUGAUACCUGCAGUGAAUCAAAUAGAACUACACCCAGGCAACCCUUCCCCUAAAUUAAUGGAGUACUGUAAAUCAAAGGGGAUUCACUGCACGGCUUACUCCUGCCUCGGCGGUGCCUCAGACAAUCCGUUGUACAAGGAGCCUGUUCUAUCUCAGAUAGCCCAUGCAACGCGCAGGAGUCCUGCCCAAAUUUUGCUCAUGUGGUCCCUCCAGAGAGGCACCAGCAUCAUUCCUAAGAGUGUCACAUUGGAGAGGAUCGAGGGAAAUUUUCAACUUGACGGGUGGGAAUUGAAUGAGGAUGAGAUGCGGGCUCUGGACGGUAUUAGGACGCGAUUCAAGGUUGUGCAUGAUUCGUGGAUGCCCAUUAAAGUGUUCUUUGGAGAUGAUGAGUAA
Messenger RNA from Exophiala aquamarina CBS 119918, 900 nucleotides. RefSeq names its product alcohol dehydrogenase. Bases 1 to 900 code for a protein of 299 amino acids. The record is from RefSeq and is a predicted model, not a curated record. Gene Ontology annotation, molecular function: aldose reductase (NADPH) activity. NCBI's taxonomy places the organism in Eukaryota, Fungi, Ascomycota, Eurotiomycetes, Chaetothyriales, Herpotrichiellaceae. The transcript has 4 exons. Gene Ontology annotation, cellular component: cytosol.